Messenger RNA from Acromyrmex echinatior (Panamanian leafcutter ant), 1621 nucleotides. Its product is annotated as inactive hydroxysteroid dehydrogenase-like protein 1. Gene Ontology annotation, molecular function: oxidoreductase activity. Lineage: Eukaryota; Metazoa; Arthropoda; Insecta; Hymenoptera; Formicidae. The record is from RefSeq and is a predicted model, not a curated record.
GAAUGCUUGGAUUAUCACUAAUUGCGAAUUAUAGCCGUUAUAACAGUCGGUAAUUAAUUUUUGUAAACGUUAUUAUUGUAAACGUUAUUACAUGAAAACACUUUGAGUUUUUUAUUUUCAAGAUCACUUAGAUCUAGGAAUGCGUUCUUCGCCGCUCUACGUGCGAUCGUAGACUGGAUCAGGCAAUGCAGGAUUUGCGCGCUCGGGUCUUGUGAUCCCGAAAUUCCUCCAGGAACCGCAUCACCACCCCCACCUAUUAUAUUUGCGUGUACCGUUUCGCACCUUCCCACCUUCUGCUCCAGGAUUGGUAGAAGACAAGAUCCCACCAUCGGCUAAUGUUGCUUGAAGAGCAACGAGUUUCGUUACCUCGAGUUAUAUUAAGGCAUUGUGAAUGUUAGGCGUAACUUCUUGACAAAAACGCCACCGGAUCGGUUCCAGAUAACCGCCGACACACUACAAUAGAAGAGUGGACCGCAACAUAACUUUCUAGGCCAAUGUUACGGUCGUGGCGCAAGUGCAAUCAUAUCACAACGCAGACAAUGUCUCCUCUUCGAGGUACGCACAGAUAAUUACGAGAGAGCGUGAAAUAACGAAAAAAAUGUUAAUAACAAUAGCAUUUUGGCUGUUAGUUACUUUAAUUUGUUUUUGGAUUCUACUUGGUCCUGUUAUGAGAUUUCUGCGUGUUCUAUGGGAAAUUAUUAUACAAAUAUACAACAAGAAGGCAAUCGAUUUGCGAACAAAAUUCGGCGAAUGGGCAGUUGUCACUGGGUCAACUGACGGUAUUGGUAAAGCUUAUGCUAAGGAAUUAGCAGCAAGAAACAUGAAUCUAAUAUUAAUCAGCAGAAACUUAGAAAAACUUAAACGCACAAAAGACGAGAUGUUGUUAAUAAAUCCAAAAAUUCAGGUGAGGAUUCUUGCGGCGGAUUUCACUGAAGGAGAAAAUGCUUUUACGAAAAUCCAUUCUCUUUUGCAAGAUAUUUCCGUGGGCAUAUUAGUGAAUAAUGUGGGUAAGCAAUACGAAUAUCCCAUGUAUGUCGGAGAGGUACCCGAGAAGGAACUGUGGGACAUUAUCAAUGUAAAUGUGGGCGCCACUACGUUAAUGACGCGGUUGGUUAUCGGGCAGAUGCAAAAACGCAGACAAGGCGCGAUUGUCAACGUCUCCUCCGGAUCUGAGUUUCAGCCAUUGCCGUUGAUGACUGUAUACGCCGCUACGAAAGCGUAUAUGAAGAGUUUUUCCGAUGCUCUCAGGGCGGAAUAUUCCAGAUUCGGCGUAACUGUUCAACACCUGUCGCCUCUUUUCGUCAAUACCAAAAUGAACGCAUUUAGUUCUAAGCUUCAGGUUUCAAGUAUAUUUGUACCUGAUGCUACAACUUAUGCAAGAAAUGCUAUUGCCACUCUGGGCAAAAUGAACAGCAGUACUGGUUAUUGGGCCCAUAGUAUUCAAAAGUUCAUCACUCUAAUGUCACCUGUAUGGAUUAGAAUGAAAAUUGGACAAAUUAUGAAUGAAAGUUUCAGACAAGAUUAUUUCAAGCAACAAAAACAAAAGACAUUGCAAUAAUAUAUUUUAAAUAAACAGUUUGUCUUUUUUGAAGAUAUUAUAUCGUACUGACAUAGAAACUAA